GGAUUGAGGAGACAGAAUCAAAACUAUACUUUACCAUUCACUUAGUAAUUCAUCUCUCCAUCAAUUCUUAGUCAUUCGUCUCUCCAGCAAUACAAUACGUAUCAUUUGUGUAGCAUUAGAGAGAGAGAAAGAUUUGGUGUGAAGCAGAAAUGCUUUUUCAACAUUCUUCUCCCUUACCUUGACAUCACAGUUAUAACAUUAGGCAAAUUCGUGACACGCCGCCAUCAUAUAUGCACAACACCCCUUGAGCGCAUAAACGACGUCCAUCGCCGUGAGCGUCUUGCGGCAGGCGAUGAAGCAUCAAAGCAGCUCCAGACUAUCAAUUUCUUUAGUUUGUGUAUACGAAUUUUCAGAUCUAGAGUCGUUGUUGGUGCUGGAGGUUGAGAGAGCAGAGGGAGACCAGGGCGACCAGGGUGCGGCGGCCCUGCCGCUGCCGUUCGGCCAUGGACGGAAAGAGAUAAGGGUAGGGGUGAGGGCGACUGGAUUUGGGGGAGCUAGGGCUCAGGCGCCGGAGCUCGAGCAGAUAGGGAGAGUUGUUGAGGGCGGCGGCUGUAGCAGGAGCUGUGGUCGCCGGAGGAGAUGAGAAAGAGGGGGAACGGCGGCAGUCGACGGUGACUUCGCCGAAGGAGCUGCCUUGCCAGGAAUUUCGGGCGGCGGCGGGACCUUCAGGAGAGGGAGUGCGACAGAUUUAAGUCGUGUGUGUGUUUCGAUUUGGAUGUGUGAUAUAGAGAGAGAGAGAAUUGAGUGACUUGUGACUGGCCAUUUUUUUUAAUUUUAAAGUAAGAGGUAAUUUUGUACUUUUACAUAAAAAUUGACUAAUUUUUUAUAUUUUUAUUUUAUAGGUCAAAUCUUAAUUUUACUAUAUGAAAGUGGCUAUAUCUAUCUAUUAACUCGAAAGAUAACUCAUAUUUCAUAUAUUAUAUAGAUAGAUAUAGAUUCUUCUCAAAUUAGUUCUAUUUUUGCAGAUUUUCCAUAAUAUUAAAAAUAGAUGAUAAAAUGGUGUUAAACUAAUAGAUAAAAUGUUGUAAAAAACAGAAAAUGAAAUAGUUUUCUUCCCAACUGCACUCUGUCUCUGUCACUCACUCCCCCACUAGAAAGCUCUGCAGACAAAAAUUUUCAGUUCAUUCCUCAACGAAAAAAAUAUACGUAGUAAAAAAUUUAAAAGAAGAAAGUGAAAAUGGGUACCCGAACCGGGUCUCACCAGCUAAGCAGCGGGCUCAUGGUGUCGGGUCGACCCGAACGCCGGCCCAAGGAACGGCCGCCUCGGAUGGCGUCGCGCCCCGUCAUCUACACCGGCGGCGACGUCAAGACAUCCGGUGAGCUCGGGAGAAUGUACGGUGUCGACAUUUCCGCUGGGGAAAACCCCCCGCCCCAAAUCCCCCCUCGACCGCCGGGCGCUGCCGCGAGAUCCGGCCCGAAAUUCCCGAAUUCGGGUCCCGUGAGCAAGCUGUCUUCCUCCUCCUCCUUCUCCGGGCCGGUGACCCCGAUUCAGCCCACCGGCCUCAUCACUUCCGAUCAACAGGACACACCUGGCUCGAACAGGCGGUCGGGACAGCUCGAUGCCGCCGCCGUGGCGCCUACGCCGACCUCGUUUAAGAAGGCUAAUUACGCCUCCGCUGUCACGAGCUUGGGGGGGCAGGACAAAUUAGGGUUUAGGACUUCGCCGGUGGCAAUGUGGGUGUCUUUGGUCGUGGCGGUGAUGUCCCUGAUGGUGGUGGCGUUCCUCAUCGCUGCCGUGAAGAAGGCGGUGAUUCUGGUGGUGGCGGUUGCGGCGCUAGUCCCUGCCGUGGGGAUCCUGGUGUGGAAUUUCACGUACAAAAACAAGGGGGUUUUAGGGUUCUUGAGGAAAUAUCCUGAUACGGAGCUGAGGAAUGCUGUUGAUGGCCAGUACGUCAAGGUCACAGGGGUUGUUACUUGUGGCAGUUUACCUCUUGAAACUUCGUACCAAAGGGUGCCAAGAUGUGUGUAUGUUUCCUCUGAGUUACUCGAAUACAGAGGUUGUGGUGGAGAAAAGGCAAAUGCUAAGCACCGUCUCUUCUCUUGGGGAUGCAGGGAUUCAGAGAUCUACGUGGCGGACUUCUAUAUAUCGGACAAUAAGUCUGGUGAAAGAGCUAUUGUGAAAACAGGUUACGGUGCUAAAGUUUCUCCGUUUGUCAAACAAACUGUAGUUGUCAACGCCAAGGAGGAUAAAGAAGGUGUAUCCCCAAACUUUCAACAAUGGCUUUCUAGCCGAGGAUUGUCUAGUGACAACCGUUUAAUCCACCUUAAAGAAGGCUAUAUCAGAGAAGGAUAUACUGUGAGUGUCUUGGGAGUGGUUCGACGUCACAAUAACAUGUUCAUGAUUGUUCCACCAACAGAACCUGUUUCAACAGGCUUCCGUUGGCGUUGCUGCCUCUUCCCGACUUACAUUGAUGGCCUUAUUUUGAUAAACAACGAAAACGACGACAUCAUUCCUGUAUAGGGUUUCUGAGCCUGACCCAGCUGCUGCCACGGCCCAGAUUGAUGGGGAACAACAAGAAGAGCAGGGCGCCCUUGCCGCCUCUCAAGUCGAUAAUCCGAUCACGCCUCAUACAAGGAUGGG
Molecule: messenger RNA, 2581 nt
Organism: Salvia miltiorrhiza (redroot sage)
Lineage: Eukaryota; Viridiplantae; Streptophyta; Magnoliopsida; Lamiales; Lamiaceae
Exons: 5
Coding region: 1178-2461 (427 amino acids)
Source: RefSeq, a predicted model, not a curated record